GGAGUAGCUGAAGCUGGACUCAGUACUUGGUCCUGGUUACUUGUACCGACGCCCUGGCGCAUCGUCGAUCCAAACGUGUUUUCUUUCGACUUAUCUCGGCGUCUGCUAUCACCUCGCUUCAAACCUCAUCCUGGGCACGUCGCGAUCAGCGCUCUCCCCCGCCGAAACUACCUUCCAAGGGAUAAAGAUCGAUAAUAUUCUCAUUCUGCGCGAAGAGAAGAGCCAUGUCUUCCUUCAUCACCACCAUCAAUGCGCGAACGCGAGCCCCCUUCAAGCCCCGCUCUGCGGCCAAGGGCACCAGCAGUUACCAGCUGAGACAGUUCGCCGAGGCCACCUUGGGCAGCGGCAGUCUGCGUAAGGCUGUGAAGUUGCCCGAGGGCGAGGAUUUGAACGAGUGGCUUGCGGUGAAUGUUGUCGAUUUUUACAACCAGAUUAAUCUCCUCUACGGCUCCAUAACCGAAUUCUGCUCCCCGCAAUCAUGUCCCGAGAUGAAGGCUACGGAUGAGUUCGAGUACCUCUGGCAAGAUUCUGAGAACUUCAAGCGGCCCACCAAGAUGUCCGCCCCCGAAUAUAUCGAACACCUCAUGACUUGGGUACAGAGCAAUGUCGACAAUGAACAGAUGUUCCCCAGUCGCAUCGGCGUUCCUUUCCCCAAAACCUUUCCCAGUCUCCUCCGACAAAUCUUCAAGCGUCUGUACCGAGUCUACGCACACAUCUACUGCCACCACUACCCAGUCGUGGUACAUCUCGGUCUCGAACCGCAUCUGAACACUAGCUUCAAGCAUUACGUCCUAUUUAUCGACGAGCACAAAUUGGCGAGUGGGAAGGACUACUGGGGGCCUUUGGGUGAUCUGGUGGACAGUAUGCUGCGCAGUGACUAGACUUUGAGUGGGUGGGAGAGGGAUUGGGCACACUGUGCAUGAGAAGCCCGUUCAUGGUUGAUCUUGAAGACCGGAGUUCUUGUGGAGAUGCGACCAAUCGGGUUCUCGACGGCGUUCCGGGCGUGGUGCAUGCAUUAGUAGAUUCGAUAUGUGGUUAUGGGUUUGUCCUGGCGUUUUUAUCAUUGUGUGGUAUGGAGAAUUGAGACAUUGACGAUCCGGUAUUUUGGAGGUCAUUCGUAGUUGGAGCGAUCAUGUGGUAGAAUGAGCGAGAUGAGGGGGUGGGAAGGCACAUCAUUAUUGUCGUAUCAAUGACCGUGUCCAGGCGGAACUCCACGUUGAGCGGUCGCAUGAAGUCAAUUCCAGCCCUCACAAUGAGUAGCAGACUGAAUAGCUAGGACCAUGUGUUGCAGCGCAUAACUUAACGAGCUCC
Molecule: messenger RNA, 1311 nt
Organism: Penicillium brasilianum
Lineage: Eukaryota; Fungi; Ascomycota; Eurotiomycetes; Eurotiales; Aspergillaceae
Source: the annotation of a GenBank genome assembly